AAGAGCAAGGAUACUUCAUCACAACUCUGUUUGUCUCAGAGAUGUUGCUGUUGUGGAGCCUCAUUUCAACUCUCUUGCUGAUCCUGUCCCCAGAAUUCCUGUGGGGUUUGACAGUCAGUCCACUCCCCUCUCAGUCGCCCAUCACACACAUACGGAUUGUCUAUGUACCGGGGAUAGACUAUGACUACGACAGCGACACCCCUAAACCACCCCAAACCACAAGAUCCCCUGCCACCACCACAACCUCUAAGCCUUGUGACUAUGACCCCUGCGUGUUCCAUGAGGUCUCAUGUUUUGAUCUCUCUGUCCAGACUGGGUGCCUCUGUCGUGGGAUCAGCGGUCCAGACAAACGUCCUGAACCUCCACGGCUUUGGAAAGUGAGCCAGGGCUCAUCAGGGGAGGCGGUGGUCCACUGGUGUGCUCCGUCGUCCACUGUGACGCAGUAUAAGGUGAUUCUAGAGGGACACGAGGGACAGAUGCAGGUUUUUGGGGAGGCCUCUCGUAACGGGACGGUAGAGCGACUACAGGCCGGGACGAAGGUGUGCGUGCUCGCUGUUAACAAGGCAGGGGAAAGCAAACAGUCAGAGGAGUCAUGCGCUCGCUAUGAACCGCGCACACCUGACAAGGCCGGCCUGAGAGCAGGGGUGAUAGCCGGCGGGGUUGGCUUCCUCCUGCUACUCUCAUUGGCUGCCCUGUUACUAUGGCGACGACAGUCAUGCAAAAAAGAAAGGAACGAUGCUGAUGCAGAAGGGCUGGGGAACCCCUCCUACAGUACGGACGGCACUCUGUGA
This is a messenger RNA of Chanos chanos (milkfish), 791 nucleotides long. Its product is annotated as LRRN4 C-terminal-like protein. Lineage: Eukaryota; Metazoa; Chordata; Actinopteri; Gonorynchiformes; Chanidae. The coding region runs from base 42 to 791 and encodes 249 amino acids. The transcript has 2 exons. The record is from RefSeq and is a predicted model, not a curated record. Gene Ontology annotation, molecular function: protein binding.